Messenger RNA from Cylicocyclus nassatus, 397 nucleotides. Lineage: Eukaryota; Metazoa; Nematoda; Chromadorea; Rhabditida; Strongylidae. The record is from the annotation of a GenBank genome assembly.
AGAAGGUUCAGCGAGAAGAGAGAAUUUUUAGAUGUUUUGCUAUUAUGGUGCUUGGCGUUACAAAAAAUCCGGUUCCAAUCGGUUUGUUCUUCAAGAAAGCUGGUGCAAGUACUCCAUUUGAAAAUGCCAUCAACCAAAAAUAACUGUGCGGAUAUAAACUCAAGGAGGAUAUUGUGAUACAAACUUUCCCAGAAAUGGUGGCAGUCCCAGAGCUUGAAGACCGUUGCAAACUUUAGACAGGAAUUGUGCAUGCAUGGUACCUACUACAGUUGCAAGGAAAGGAAAUUUUCACCGAAUGAACGAAUAUCGAAUAAUCGAUUCUCGAAAUUUUUUUAAACGAAUGGGUAUCGAAUAUUUGAUUUUCGAAAAAAAUUUCGAAUGAACGCAUAUUACUCGG